Messenger RNA from Monoraphidium neglectum, 285 nucleotides. RefSeq lists its product as hypothetical. The record is from RefSeq and is a predicted model, not a curated record. The transcript is spliced from 2 exons. The coding region runs from base 1 to 285 and encodes 94 amino acids. NCBI's taxonomy places the organism in Eukaryota, Viridiplantae, Chlorophyta, Chlorophyceae, Sphaeropleales, Selenastraceae.
AUGUUCGCGCUGCGCUGCGAGACGGGGGCGCCCGGGCGCUGGGGGCCCGUAGAGGCGCACUGGCAGGUCGCGCCGCUCCUCAUCCCCUCCGGCAACCCCGCCCUCGCCAACAUGCCCGGCGGCUACGGCGCCCACACCGCCCUCGCCUCCACCGGCGCGGGCGGCCUGGUGGGCGGCGCGGCCGCGGCGGUGGCCAACCUGCUGCCCGGGCAGACCGGGGAGAAGCUCAAAGGGGAGGUGAAGGCUAUCGGCCACAAGCUGGGCAACUUUUUGAACCGGUUCUGA